Messenger RNA from Zea mays, 823 nucleotides. RefSeq lists its product as uncharacterized. Gene Ontology annotation, molecular function: protein binding. The transcript has a single exon. The record is from RefSeq and is marked predicted. Lineage: Eukaryota; Viridiplantae; Streptophyta; Magnoliopsida; Poales; Poaceae. The coding region runs from base 18 to 770 and encodes 250 amino acids.
ACGAUCAGGCUUCAGGCAUGGCGUCCCCUGGCCGGAAGGAGGGUCCGCCGGUCGCGCGAUCCUUCAGCUUCAGGUUGGCCGCAGGUGGAGAGCUCGGAUUGGCCGCCGCCGUGGCGCCCGCGGUCCCUAUCGCUAGGCCGGUCAGGUUUGUGACCCUAACAGUGCAGGACGCCCAGCGGCGCGACGUCACGCGUACUAUGCGCGUGACAGACACGCUGCAGGGCCUGAUGGACCACUACUACGACAUGGUGGGCUCGGCCGGCACACGCCGCGCAGGGCGCUUCGUGUUCGACGGCAAGCGGCUGAAAGGGAAGCAGACGCCGGAGGAGCUCGGGAUGAAGAACCGGGACAAGAUCGACUUUUUCGUUGAUCUGAGCGCGACGGACGACGGCGGCGACGUGGAGCCGGCCGUGUACGUGACGGUGAAGGUGGUGGUGGUGGACAUGAAAGGGCGUACGAUGGAGCGCACUUUGCAGAGUACCCACAAGCUGCAGGUCGUUAUGGAUGCCUACUACGACAGCGUGCCGGACGUCUCACGCGGCGUGGGCAAGUUCCUAUACGACGGCGGGCAGUUGCAGGGCUGGCAGACGCUCGCACAGCUGAAGAUGGAUGACAAGGACGAGAUCGAGAUCGACUUCCUCGCUGACAUGAUGGGUGGCGGCGGGCCGCCGGGCCGGUGGGCUGCUACUGCUGCUGAACAGCCGCCGGUGCCUGCGUACCUCGAUCUGCGGACUGCUCCAUCAUUGAUGGCAGCUAAUAAUUUUUAUUAAACUUUCGAGUGAUCGUAACAUCGAUUGAGAACCAGACGUACUGUUUGUUUCCU